AUAGAAAUAACUCGACCACAGUGCCAACCCCCAACAGACUCACCGUCACUCACUACCUCACCGUCACUGAUAUGGAAAACCUCCUGGGGCUGUCUGGUGCUAGGGUUUGUUUUCUUUUUGCAAAUCUGAUUUGAUCUGUCUAUCCCUUUUGUUUUCUUGGCGGGAAUUAACUCUACCCUCUUUCUAAAAAAAAAAAUCCCCAAAUUAAAAUACAAAAAGAAACCCUAGAAAGCAAAAGAAGAGUAGCGUAUCAUAUCCAAGUUGAAGAAAUAAAGAGGAGAGGGUGAUGGGGAAAGACGAAGACGAAAUGAGGGGAGAGAUAGAAGAACGAUUGAUAAACGAAGAGUACAAGAUAUGGAAAAAGAACACGCCUUUCCUCUACGACCUUGUCAUCACUCAUGCCCUCGAAUGGCCUUCUCUCACGGUCGAAUGGCUUCCCGAUCGCGAGGAGCCUCCUGGCAAGGACUACUCCGUUCAAAAGAUGAUUCUUGGCACCCACACCUCCGAGAACGAGCCUAACUAUCUCAUGCUUGCCCAGGUCCAGCUUCCUCUUGACGACGCAGAAAACGACGCCCGUCACUACGAUGACGAUCGCUCCGAUUUUGGAGGAUUUGGCGCCGCCAAUGGCAAGGUGCAAAUAAUUCAGCAAAUAAAUCAUGAUGGGGAGGUGAAUAGGGCGCGGUAUAUGCCGCAAAACCCAUUCAUGAUAGCUACCAAGACAGUUAGUGCUGAAGUUUAUGUCUUUGACUACAGCAAGCACCCAUCUAAGCCGCCUCUUGAUGGUGCUUGUACUCCUGAUUUGAGAUUGAGGGGUCACAGCACUGAAGGCUAUGGUUUGUCUUGGAGUAAGUUUAAAGAAGGGUAUUUGCUUAGUGGUUCUGAUGAUGCUCAAAUUUGCUUGUGGGACAUUAACACCACUCCUAAGAAUAAGUCUCUUGAUGCCAUGCAAAUCUUUAAGGUUCAUGAAGGUGUUGUAGAAGAUGUAGCGUGGCAUCUGAGACAUGAACAUUUGUUUGGUUCUGUUGGGGAUGAUCAAUACCUGCUUAUAUGGGAUCUCCGAACUCCAUCUGUUACUAAGCCUGUCCAUUCCGUAGUUGCUCACCAGAGUGAGGUUAACUGCUUGGCUUUUAAUCCUUUUAAUGAAUGGGUUGUGGCAACGGGGUCUACUGAUAAGACUGUCAAGUUAUUUGACAUACGGAAGAUCAAUACUGCACUUCAUACAUUUAACUGUCACAAGGAGGAGGUUUUCCAAGUCGGGUGGAAUCCAAAGAACGAGACUAUCUUAGCUUCUUGUUGCCUUGGUAGAAGGCUUAUGGUCUGGGAUCUUAGCAGGAUUGAUGAUGAGCAGACACCAGAGGAUGCUGAAGAUGGCCCACCAGAAUUGCUUUUCAUUCAUGGUGGUCACACCAGUAAAAUAUCAGAUUUCUCAUGGAACCCAUGUGAAGAUUGGGUUGUUGCUAGUGUAGCUGAAGAUAACAUCCUUCAGAUAUGGCAGAUGGCAGAGAAUAUCUACCAUGAUGAAGAUGAUAUACCAGCAGAUGAAUCAACAAAAGAUUCCUAGUGUAUUUACCAGGCUCUAAUAGUAUAUUAUCAAUCACACGACGGGUGCUUGUAGGAUCUUUUUAGUUUUUUAGUCGCCUUUUUUUUUUGGUUAGCCUCCAAUAGAUCUCCCGUGUAUGGAGGCUCUUUUUUCGAUCCUUGUUCCGAACUUUUUUGGGUCAAAUGUGGUCGCUUGUGCGUUGUUUGGAUGAUGCUUUGCUGCGGCGUUGCACAAGGUCAUAAUCUGGUUUAAAAGAUGAAGCGCCUGCCGGAGAAAAUCAUAUAACAGAAGAAGUUUAAGUGGGUUA
Molecule: messenger RNA, 1847 nt
Organism: Populus euphratica (Euphrates poplar)
Lineage: Eukaryota; Viridiplantae; Streptophyta; Magnoliopsida; Malpighiales; Salicaceae
Product: WD-40 repeat-containing protein MSI1
Exons: 6
Coding region: 287-1561 (424 amino acids)
Molecular function (GO): protein binding
Source: RefSeq, a predicted model, not a curated record